Molecule: messenger RNA, 4850 nt
Organism: Pararge aegeria (speckled wood butterfly)
Lineage: Eukaryota; Metazoa; Arthropoda; Insecta; Lepidoptera; Nymphalidae
Gene: shi
Product: dynamin
Exons: 16
Coding region: 136-2796 (886 amino acids)
Biological process (GO): receptor-mediated endocytosis
Cellular component (GO): microtubule; cytoplasm; plasma membrane
Molecular function (GO): GTP binding; microtubule binding; GTPase activity
Source: RefSeq, a predicted model, not a curated record
CGUAGCGUUACCAUAACCACCCACCAACCCACUACCAACCACCAUAUUGAAAAAUAAAUUAGUUUAUCGAUGAUGUGAAGUAUGAGCAAGUAAUCAGUGAUUUUGUGGUGUGAAAAUUGAUGUAUAUUAGCAAAAAUGUCUGGAAAUUUCGGGAUGCAACAGUUAAUACCCAUAGUGAACAAAUUGCAAGAUGCAUUUGUCCAAAUGGGCGUGCACAUGUCCUUAGAUCUUCCACAAAUUGCUGUUGUGGGUGGUCAAUCCGCUGGAAAAAGUUCGGUGCUAGAGAAUUUUGUCGGCAGGGAUUUUUUGCCCCGAGGAUCAGGUAUCGUCACUCGGCGCCCACUUAUUCUGCAACUUAUAAAUGGAAAUGCAGAAUGGGCGGAAUUUUUGCACUGCAAGGGCAAGAAGUUCACAGACUUCCACGAAGUGCGCGCCGAAAUCGAGGCCGAGACCGAUCGUAUCACCGGCUCCAACAAGGGCAUUUCCCCGGUGCCUAUCAACUUGCGUGUCUACUCUCCUAAUGUACUCAACCUGACACUGAUCGACUUGCCGGGUCUGACGAAGGUGCCAAUCGGCGACCAGCCGGUAGACAUUGAGCAGCAGAUCAAAAACAUGAUUUUCCAGUUCAUAAGGCGCGAGUCAUGCCUAAUUCUCGCCGUGACCCCAGCGAACACCGAUUUAGCGAACAGCGAUGCACUGAAACUUGCCAAAGAAGUUGACCCUCAAGGUCUACGUACCAUCGGUGUAAUCACUAAGUUGGAUCUCAUGGACGAUGGUACUGAUGCUCGGGAUGUCCUCGAGAACAAGUUGCUGCCUCUGAGGCGUGGAUACAUCGGCGUCGUGAACCGCUCACAGAAGGACAUAGACGGUCGAAAGGACAUUUCUGCCGCGCUUGCUGCUGAAAGGAAGUUCUUUCUUAGCCACCCCUCCUACCGGCAUCUUGCGGAUCGGCUGGGCACACCUUACUUGCAGCGAGUGCUGAAUCAACAGCUGACCAAUCACAUUCGAGACACACUGCCCGGCCUACGGGACAAGCUUCAGAAGCAACUGCUAACACUCGAGAAGGAUGUGGACCAAUACAAGCACUUCAGACCCGACGACCCGUCUAUUAAGACCAAGGCUAUGUUACAGAUGAUCCAACAACUGCAAACAGAUUUCGAGAGGACCAUCGAAGGCUCAGGCUCGGCGCAGAUUAAUACGAACGAGUUGUCCGGAGGUGCGAAAAUCAACAGACUGUUCCACGAAAGGUUCCCCUUCGAAAUCGUCAAGAUGGAAUUCGAUGAGAAGGAACUGCGCAGAGAAAUCGCAUUCGCCAUUCGUAACAUCCAUGGUAUCAGAGUGGGUCUCUUCACACCGGAUAUGGCUUUCGAAGCUAUAGUGAAGAAGCAGAUCGGUCGGCUAAAGGAACCAAGUCUCAAGUGCGUCGAUCUGGUCGUCCAAGAACUUUCGAACGUUGUCCGAGUUUGCACAGAAAGGAUGUCGCGAUACCCGAGGCUGCGCGAAGAGACGGAGCGUAUUAUAAUGUCGCACGUGCGUUCUCGUGAGCAGCAGUGCAAGGAUCAGCUAAUACUGCUCAUCGACUGCGAGCUCGCGUACAUGAACACCAACCACGAGGAUUUUAUUGGUUUCGCCAAUGCUCAGAACCAAUCGGAGAAUGCAGCUAAAUCGGGCCAGCGUUCACUCGGUAACCAGGUUAUCAGGAAGGGAUACAUGUGCAUACACAACCUAGGAAUAAUGAAAGGUGGUUCCCGAGACUACUGGUUCGUUCUGACAUCGGAGAGCAUUUCGUGGUUCAAGGACGAAGAGGAGCGUGAGAAGAAAUAUAUGUUGCCCCUUGAUGGACUCAAGCUGCGUGACCUUGAGCAGGGCUUUAUGUCGCGUCGCCACAUGUUUGCGCUUUUCAAUCCAGAGGGACGAAACGUGUAUAAGGAUUAUAAGCAGCUUGAGUUGUCUUGCGAGAACCAAGACGACGUUGAUUCUUGGAAAGCGUCCUUCCUCAGAGCCGGCGUAUAUCCGGAAAAAACUUCUGAAGCGGCGAACGGUGAUGAGAGCUCAGAUACGUCAGCCACCAGCAGUAUGGACCCUCAGUUGGAGCGACAAGUGGAGACCAUCCGAAACCUGGUUGACUCUUACAUGCGCAUCGUGACCAAGACCACUCGUGAUCUCGUGCCGAAGACUAUUAUGAUGAUGAUCAUCAACAAUGCCAAAGAUUUUAUCAACGGAGAGCUUCUGGCUCAUUUGUACGCAUCUGGAGAUCAGUCGCAAAUGAUGGAGGAAUCGCCUGAGGAGGCUCUCAAGCGCGAGGAAAUGCUGCGUAUGUACCACGCCUGCAAAGAGUCGUUGCGGAUCAUUGGUGACGUUUCAAUAGCUACAGUCACGACGCCCGUACCGCCACCCGUCAAGAAUGACUGGCUCGAGAGCCGCCUCGACUCGAACCCGCGCCUCUCGCCUCCCUCGCCUGGAGGACCACGACGAGCUGCGCCCGCGCAACAAGGUUCGCUAGGGCAGAGAGGGGCUCCCCCAGUGCCCGGCGGUGGGGCAGGUAGGCCUGCGCCGCCGCUGCCGUCGCGGCCAGGUGGCUCCGCCCCUCCCCCGCCCGGCGGUCGCCCCGUGCCCUCGCAGGGCCUCCCCGCCCCGCUCAUACCCACGCGACCGGGCUCGGCUGCCGGAGUGGCGGUCGGUGCUAUGAACCAGAUGCCACCACACAUGAGGCAGCAAAUCAACCAGGCGGUCGGACAGGCGGUCACAAACGCCGCCAUCAGCGAACUCAGCUCCGCUUUCGCCAGAUUCAAGUAAAAAAUACAAUGCUCUGGACCUCUGCGCACUUUGACCUGAGGGUUAGGUUUCUUGGUACAUUGACAAUACAAUACACAUAGAGUUAGGUGCUUUUGCAGUAGCCAUACAACGACGUUUAAGGAGUGGUUACAGUUUUAAUAUUAUACUUCCACUCACAUAAAUUUUAUGUCUGAUGUAAUCUUUUCAGUGAGCCUGUGAGCCUUUUAAUGAAUAUUACUUUUCUUAUAACCUCAGUCCACUAGUUCACACACUUCAUGGAAGAGAGGAUUUGAAAGUUUGACAUCUACACUGUUUCCACUGAAAAACCUAAUUAAUAGAUUUCAAUAAAAAAAAAGAUUUGUCUUGCACAAAUUAUAAAAGAUAUAAUAAAAACGUAUCGCUUAUAAAAAUAGAAUAAAAAUGACGUUGCCAAAUUAUCAAAUUAAGUUCGAGCAAUUUACCAAGAAACAAAACUAAAAGGAUCUGCACUUUUGGAGUGUGCUUUCGCCUAAUGCCCUAAAUGUGUUUUAUCUAACAGCUGUGUCAUUACUGAAUACCUUAUAUUGUUGUUGUACAAUAUAACACAUACUUAAGCUUUUGUUUGUCAACUGAAUAGUGUGCUUCUAAACUUUUAAUCACACAAUUAUCACAUUUUACUGCGCUCCGUCUAUGUUUUCAUUUAUAGUUAUUAAUAUAAUUUUUAUUCCAGUUAACAUUGUAUUGAAUGAUUAACCAGUUUUUAAGGUAUAAUACAGGCUAAGUUUAGUUUAUUAGAUAGAAUAAAGUUAUUUUUAUUAAGUCGCAUGGAAAUUUGAUAUCCAAAAUCACAAUGUUACCAUAGUGUUAGUUAUAUAUAGUUUUUGAAAUUUAUCGCGUUUUGAAUAUUUAAUGAAAAAAGACGAGAUUUUAAAACAUAUCUCGUAGUAAUUAAAUCCGUCUGUGCUAGAUUUCAUACAAUAUUUAAAAUAAAUACUUACAGCUAAUUCACUGGAAAAACUUAAACCUUUGUGAUAAUCACUUUUGACUUUGUACGAGUGUUACAAGAGCGAUUACAAAAGAUAAUGUAAGACUAUGGCAUGGCCAGAAUCAUGGCCUGGGUUGCUUAAAUGCAGAACAGCGUAAUCGUUAAAACGAUCAACGAAAGUCGGGGUGACCUUCUUAACUUUUUUUUUCAAAGUGUUGUGUCAAAAUACGUACGACGUUAUUUGCAUUCCGUGGAUUUAAUAAAAUAGGGCCUCUACUGUGGUAUUUAUUAAUAAUGAACGAACACCGAGCGCAGGUUUCUUAAUCACAGGCGGAUUUCCCGGUAAUUUAAAAUAACUUUGAAGAUCACACACGAUUUUGAUACCUAUUGUCAAAGGCUGGAGGUGCGACAAUUAAUGAUUUAAAUUGUAGUAUUCAAUAAUACACACAAUAUUAGAUUAUUAUGACUUAAGUCACACACUUUUAAUUAGGAAUGUACUUUUAAAAUUAUACAAAGGGACCUCUAGCCUAAAGCUUUUUAUAGGUGUAAAAAAAAAUUGCACAAUUGUUUAAAAUUUUUUUGCGCGUUAUUAAAUAUGCUAUUAAUCAAAUAUUUAUAUUAUGUAAAUCUAGUGUUUGACGCCAAAAUAGUUGGAUUCUGUUAUAUAAGGAAAAAAAUAUCUAAAAAUUUCAGUAUUAACUGCAAAUGACUUCUAUGCAGUGCUUUAGGAUAAUAUUACGAAAUAUACGAUGUUGAUACUUUACUGGAUUGUAUUUAAGGUACCCGUUUAUAUCGGGAAUGUGUAAAGUUUAUUUUGUGAGGUUAAUUGUACAGAUUCAGCGGCUUAAGGUGCUAAGAUGAAUUUUCAUAAUAGCUAUUCCAUACAAUGGCUAAAGAUACUUUAGGGGACGACAUAUUGUAAUUGUAAAUAACAGCUUUGAUCAAGUGUAUGAAUAAUUAUUGGACGUAGAAAAACAAAAUGGAUCUAAUCCACAUCGAGAUAGUUUUGAGAAAUUUAGGGCCUUACAGGGAAAUAUGCGAUAACAUGAUGUAAGCGGUGAUAGCCUAGUAGGUAACGCUUCGGCUUUUCUUUCGUGGCGACCGAGUUCGA